Messenger RNA from Columba livia (rock pigeon), 2230 nucleotides. RefSeq names its product lysosomal acid glucosylceramidase. Bases 407 to 1972 code for a protein of 521 amino acids. Gene Ontology annotation, biological process: glucosylceramide catabolic process. Lineage: Eukaryota; Metazoa; Chordata; Aves; Columbiformes; Columbidae. The transcript is spliced from 10 exons. The record is from RefSeq and is a predicted model, not a curated record. Gene Ontology annotation, molecular function: glucosylceramidase activity.
CUCGUGUCCCCGGUGGCGGCUCCGCGGGCGCGGGGCGGCGGGUCCCGGUGCGUGGCCGUGGGGGCGCAGCGUGUUGCGCAACCGGGGCGGUGCCCGGUACCCCGCGGGUCCUGCCGGGUUUUCCCGGUGCCGGGGACGGAGUGAGCGACUCCGCCGCCCCUGCGGCUCCGCGGCCCCGUUACCAUCGCUAGAUAGAACCGGCGCCCGCUGUCUUGCUCAACCGGGGCCCAACGCCGCUCCUGCACCCGUGCCCCGGGCGUGGGCGGAACGGGAAGCCCGGGUGGCCUUAAAGGCGAGGCCGCCAGCGAACCCGGGGCUGUUGGCGCGGCCGGGACCGGCUCGGGGUGUCGCCGGGACAGACGGGUUCCACGGUGCUGCCGCUUCUCCCGGGGGACACGGAGGGGCCAUGGGGGCCGCCGUUGUCCUGGGCUGGCUGCUGCUGCUGCUGGUGGUAGCGCGACCGGCCACAGGCGCCCGGCCCUGCAGCCCCAAAUACUUCGGGCGCGAUGCCAUGGUGUGCGUCUGCAACGCCACGUACUGCGACACGCUGGACCCCGUGGUGCUGCCGGCCCCGGGCACCUACGUCAAGUACGAGAGCAGCAAGGCCGGCAAGCGGCUGGAGCGCAGCCAGGGGAGCUUCCAGCGCAGCCUGCGCGCCCCAGAUCUCAUCCUGACUGUGGACGUGACGCAGCGGUACCAGAAGGUGAAGGGUUUUGGUGGCUCCAUCACCGACGCAGCUGCCAUCAACAUCCUUUCCCUGCCAGAAACAGCCCAGGAUCACCUGCUCCGCUCGUACUUCUCUGAGGAAGGGCUGGAGUACAACCUCAUCCGCAUCCCCAUGGCCAGCUGUGACUUCUCCCUCCACGCCUACACCUACGACGACGUUCCCUUUGACUACGAGCUUGCCCACUUCAGCCUGCGAGACGAGGACACCAAGAUGAAGAUCCCCCUCCUGCACCGAGCCUUGGCCAUGAGCAAGCAGCCGCUGUCGCUGUACGCGAGUCCCUGGACCUCCCCGACCUGGAUGAAGAGCAGCGAGUCCUUUGUGGGGAAGGGCACGCUGAAGGGACAGGCAGGGGACAAGUACCACAAGACCUGGGCCAACUACUUUGUACGGUUCCUGGAUGAAUACGCCAAGCACAACUUGACCUUCUGGGCGGUGACGGCGGAGAACGAGCCCACGGCCGGGCUGAUCAACAACUACCCCUUCCAGUGCCUGGGGUUCACGGCUGAGCAGCAGCGGGACUUCAUCGCGCGGGACCUGGGCCCCGCGCUGGCCAACAGCUCCCACCGCCACAUCCGCCUCAUCAUCCUGGACGACAACCGCAUCCAGCUCCCGCACUGGGCCAAAGUGGUCCUGGAGGAUGAGGAAGCAGCUCGUUACGUCCACGGCAUCGGCAUCCACUGGUACCUGGACUUCAUCGGUCCCAUCCAGGACACGGUGGUGCCCACUCACGAGCUGUUCCCCGACUACUUCAUCCUGGCCACCGAGGCGUGCAUCGGCGCCCAUUUCUGGGAGCGGGACGUCAUCCUGGGCUGCUGGGAGCGGGGGAACCAGUACAGCCACAGCAUCCUGACGAACCUCAACAACUACGUGACCGGCUGGACCGACUGGAACCUGGCCCUGGACCUGGAGGGGGGACCCAACUGGAGCAAGAACUACGUGGACAGCCCCGUCAUCGUGGACAGCAGCGAAGGUGUCUUCUACAAGCAGCCCAUGUUCUACCACAUGGGGCACUUCAGUAAGUUCAUCCCCGAGGGCUCCCAGCGCGUGGGGCUCGUCGCCUCCAAACAGUCCAAGAAGACAGAGCUGGAAUACACGGCUUUCCAGCGCCCCGACGGUGCCGUGGUGGUGGUGGUUCUGAAUCGGUCCCCGCAGAACGUCACCUUCGGCUUGGCCGACACCGUUGGCCUCAUGGCAGCCGUGGCUCCGGCCAACUCCAUCCAAACCUACCUGUGGCAGCGGCAGUGAUGGGGCUGGCAUGCCCGCGGCUGGCCGGGGGUCUGAUCCGGAGCAGCCCGGCGCUGCCCGGGGGCACGGAGGAGGUGGCUCUGUGCUGUGCGUGCCGCAGCAAAGCCUGGGUGAGCCAGAGGAGCGAGCUGAGCCGGGGAGCACCAUGCAUGUGUGCAGAAGAGUUGGGGGCACCGGUGCCCCGGGGGGUGGAGAUCCCACAGGCUGUGAACGCUGUUCUCACCGCUGCUCUGACAUUAAAUGCUGAUGCUGCCUCAA